UCUUCAUGAAGAAAUCAUUGACUUUUAUAAGUAUAUGUCUCCCAGACCUGAAGAAGAGAGAAUGCGGAUGGAGGUGGUCAACAGGAUAGAAAACGUUAUAAAAGAGCUCUGGCCUAAUGCAGAUGUGCAGAUAUUUGGAAGUUUUAAAACUGGUUUAUACUUACCUACAAGUGAUAUUGAUUUAGUUGUGUUUGGAAAAUGGGAGACAUUACCUCUUUGGACCCUGGAGGAAGCUCUUAGAAAGCACAAUGUAGCAGAUGAAAACUCAGUAAAGGUUUUAGAUAAAGCAACUGUACCUAUUAUUAAACUGACAGAUUCCUUUACUGAAGUAAAAGUUGAUAUAAGCUUUAAUGUACAGAACGGGGUUAAAGCAGCCCAGCUCAUCAAAGAUUUUAUCAAGAAAUAUCCUGUGUUACCGUAUCUAGUUUUAGUAUUGAAACAGUUCCUGUUGCAGAGGGACCUUAAUGAAGUAUUUACAGGUGGAAUCGGUUCUUAUAGUCUUUUUUUAAUGGCUGUCAGUUUCCUUCAGCUGCAUCCCAGGGAAGAUGCCUGUAUGCCCAAUGCCAACUAUGGUGUUCUUUUAAUAGAGUUUUUUGAAUUAUAUGGACGUCACUUCAAUUAUCUGAAGACUGGAAUCCGAAUAAAGGAUGGUGGCUCUUACGUUGCCAAGGAUGAAGUACAAAAAAGCAUGCUGGAUGGCUACAGACCAUCAAUGCUGUAUAUCGAGGAUCCGUUACAGCCAGGUAAUGAUGUUGGGAGGAGUUCCUAUGGUGCCAUGCAAGUAAAACAGGCUUUUGAUUAUGCCUAUGUUGUUUUGAGCCAUGCAGUUUCCCCAAUAGCUAAGUAUUACCCUAACAACGAAACGGAAAGUAUAUUGGGUAGAAUCAUUAGAGUAACGCAAGAAGUGGCAACAUACAGAGACUGGAUAUCAAAGCAGUGGGGAAUGCAGAGUAGGACAGAGUCUUCGUGUAACGGUAAUGGAGUAACCUUGAUAGUAGAUACUCAGCAGCUAGACAAAUGCAACAAUAAUCUUGCUGAAGAGAAUGAAGCACUGGGAAAACCUAGAAAUAAAACUUCAGAAACCCUUAGUAAACAUUCUUCAAAUUCUUCAUCAGGUCCUUUAUCAUCAUCUUCGUCUACACUGUCCAGCUCUAGUGAUGUAGAUUCUGAUGGAACACCUUGCAAAACCUCUAAACAGUUGAGUUGUCGUCAGUCUACCACAAACAGAGUGGGGUCACAAGAAGUGUCACUGGAAUCCUCCCAGUCAAGUGGGAAAACACAAAAUAGCCAAACAGCCAAUACAUCCAGCAACACGAACAAAUCUCAGCAUGGAUCUGCACGGUUAUUUCGCUCGUCUAACAAAGGCUUCCAAGGUCCAACAAACUCAAGCCACGGUACCUCAGUCACAAACAAACAGCAUCAAGGCAGCAAAUCACACCAUCAGUUUUUCCACGGCAAAAAGAGGAAACACAAGAGGGAUGCGGCCCUUUCAGACCUUUGUAGAUAGUUGCCUAUUUUAUGACUGUUCUUCUGUGUGCAAUGAUCUCAUGCUACAGGAUAGUUUGAUAGUGACUCCUUGGAUCUCUUCCGGAGCUUCAGACUGUUCAGACAUUGAUUAGCAACUGCAUUUUUUUUUUCCCAGCUCGCCACGGAACGGAUCAUGAAGAUUGAUCACUGCAAAAAAAAAUUUUAAAAAGGAAAAAAAAAAAGAAAAAAAAG
This is a messenger RNA of Apaloderma vittatum (bar-tailed trogon), 1719 nucleotides long. RefSeq names its product PAP associated domain containing 5 (gene TENT4B). Lineage: Eukaryota; Metazoa; Chordata; Aves; Trogoniformes; Trogonidae. Gene Ontology annotation, molecular function: mRNA binding; poly(A) RNA polymerase activity. The transcript is spliced from 11 exons. The record is from RefSeq and is a predicted model, not a curated record. Bases 35 to 1507 code for a protein of 490 amino acids. Gene Ontology annotation, biological process: RNA 3'-end processing. Gene Ontology annotation, cellular component: TRAMP complex; nucleolus.